Camellia sinensis is the source of this 2510-nucleotide messenger RNA. NCBI's taxonomy places the organism in Eukaryota, Viridiplantae, Streptophyta, Magnoliopsida, Ericales, Theaceae. The record is from RefSeq and is a predicted model, not a curated record.
UCAGUUUCCACUUGUUUGGACUCUUUCUCUCUCUCGCUCGCUCUUUCUUCUCUUACUUGGCUUCAACUCUCACUUUCCCGCUACUUCGUGUCGAUCUCUCUCUCGAUGGCAUCUCCAUCAAACCCUAACCAAAGCUCGCUUCAGAGCUCUUUUUCCUAAUCAGAAUCUUCAAAAAGCCCCACAAUUGACUUCCAGAGUGAUCAUGAUAGAGGUUAAGAAGGAGGAAGAGUAUGUUAUGGAUUUAACGAAAGAGGUCGGAUUGUCUACAUUUUCUCCGGUUUCUGAUAGCAGUGGUGAUACCUUUACUCAAAGAUCACCAUCUUCUCAGGCUGCUGAUUGGACGCUGUUUUUUAGUCUUAGGAAGACAACAAUUAGACGAUCAUCACAAGCAGGCUGGACAGAGGAAGAGGAUAAUCUUUUAAGUGAAUAUGUCAAAAAGUACAAUGGGAGAAAUUGGAAGAAAAUAGCUGAAUGCCUUUCUGGACGGACAGAUGUUCAGUGCUUGCAUCGUUGGCAGAAGGUUCUUAAUCCUGAACUUGUCAAAGGACCAUGGACAAAAGAUGAAGAUGAUUGCAUAAUUGAAUUAGUGGAGAAAUAUGGGUGUAAGAAAUGGUCUGUUAUUGCGAAGUUCUUACCAGGUCGAAUAGGAAAGCAGUGCCGAGAAAGGUGGCACAACCAUUUAGACCCAGCUGUAAAGAAAGAAGCAUGGACCAAAGAGGAGGAAGCUAUACUUACUUGUUACCACAAAAUAUAUGGUAACAGGUGGGCAGAGCUUGCAAGGUUUCUACCUGGAAGGACUGAUAAUGCUAUUAAAAAUCACUGGAAUUGCUCAGUGAAGAAGAAGUGGGAUUUAAAUCUGCCUCCCAGUUUGUACUCCCAAUUCCUUGCUGCAUCUCCUGAUUUCUGCAGCACUGAAACAAAAUCAGUAUGUGCUGAGGUUACUGUAGACAGACAUAAUCUCACUGAAGUGUCUGUUGAUCUUUCAAGGGGUAAAGAGCAUGUUGGUGAUGCUUGUUCAACAGAGUUGGUUCUUGGAAAUGCUAAUUUAGGUGAGAAUCGUUUAGAAUCAAAUCCUUCUAUGCUAGGUGCCUGUAGAUUUUCAGAAGCAGGGUUAAAUAAACUGAUAAGUCCACUUAGGAGGAUCCAGUUUAAUGGGACAGCUAUCGCAAGUCGUUUGACUAAUGAACCAUCUCAAGGCAAUGAUCAUCAUGAUAUUCGUGGCACCUUUCAAGCCUCUUCUUCAGAUGAUUUAGUUGUUGCAUCUUGUUCAACUAAAUCCAGUUUUACCCCUCUUGAUGUUGUUCUUCCUGUCACUACUGAGAAAACAUUUGAAUCACCCAAAAGGCAAAGAGGUCGUGAUCUGGAUGUUGUGAAUUUGGAAUCUAGGAGCUUGUUAGACAAUUCCUUCUUAUGUUUGUCGACGUUUGGAGUUAGGGAGCACAAUGGUCAUGUUAGCAAGAAAAGCAGAGUCGAUGAAACACAUCAUCUAGAUGACAAACACUUUGGUUGCUUGUGUUAUAAGCCACCCCAAUUGAAGGAUUUUGUUAUUCCUGAUGAAAAUGGUGGUCGAUGUCCAAGUGUGGAGAACCAUGUUAGGCGUGCUAACAGUCAGGUCCAUUUUUCUACUCCUCCUGACCUUGCACUAAGUAUCUCUUUUAAUAGUAGCAGUCCAGAAUCCAUGUUGAGGAACUCCGCAAUGAGUUAUAAGAAUACUCCUUCAAUAAUAAGAAAGCGAGCUUCUAGAGAAGCUGGCAGUGGUAACUAUUCUGUGCGCAACUGCACUCCUGCAAGGAUGAUUUCAUGUACUAGUGAAGCAGAUUUUGUCAAUGUGAAGCAGGAUGCACAUUCUCCAUUUCAUAGACCUAAAAUAUCAGUUGCUGAUAAAUCUCGGGAAAGACGUCUGGAAUGUGAAUUUGAUAAGGAAUGGGAUUCAGCAGUAGCAAGAUGUUGCACCCCAGUUUCUACAUCUGCAUCAUCUGGUCUCAACUUUGGUGCAAAUAUGAUGUUGACUCCUUAAAAUCUGUUGAAUUGGUUUUUCUUUGCAGGACUUUACCUUGUAUAUCAUAUAUUUGACUUCAGGAAAUACUAAAGACAUAAUAGAGAGCAGUUUUACGGCAUUUGGAAAUAUAGAGACAAUUUUGUUGCAUUGCAUUCUGAAAGAACUCUCAAGUACAUGGCAGAUCAUCUAUUGCAUGCAGAUUGAAGUUAAAGAUGAAAUAUAUGUUGCUCUUACAAUCAACACUGAAGCAUCCCAGCCUAUAUUCAAGACAGAAUCAAAUCAGGCAAAGUGCAAAUGUUGCCGAGACAACGUGGCACGCAUACUGUUGGAAUUGCCCAUUCCAGCAAGUGUAUAAUGUUGGAACUUGGAACUCGAUACAUAUGUUGGUUUUCCUUCUGUACUGUUAGAAGAGAUGCCUGAGAAUAAUUUUUUUUGUUGCGUAAACCUCUUUCAUGUUGGCAUUUUUUCCCUUUUAAAGUAGUAAUGAAUACACAAAACCGGAGUUUGAUUA